GAUAGACAACAAGAUACAAAAGAAAAACCAUAGAUCAAGUACUCUCUCACUCUCUAAUUGGCAUUUUCUUGUUUGUGACCACUCUCUCAAAUUUGUAUAUAUAUAGCUAACAUCUUCACCUCUACUCCAUUGCUUAACCACCACUCUUUCCUCUCUUCAAAGCAAUCCCAUUUUUUUUCCUUCCUUCAAAUUUCACUCUCACAAAACAAAACACCAUUCAAACUCUCCCCCUCUCUCUCUCACUCCCUCUCUCUUUCUCUCUCAACAAGGAAUAUACCCUUUGAUCCCAAAACCUUCCCCCUUUCCCUUUCUCUACUCUCUCCCUCUUUUCUAUUAUUAUAUUAUUAAAUAUCCAUUCAUUCUUACAUAACACACACUCCUCCAAACACCUCUCUCUCUCUCUCUCUCUUAAUAUGCAACAACAAGUGGCAUCAGAAGUUCAACACCACCAACUCAAGAAAAAGAACCAAGAAACACAGAUGUGUCGAAAAAUCAAACUCAGUAUCACUGAUCACAACAACCUCAAACUCACAACCACCGUCGAUGAUGAUGAUGUUUGUGACAAAAUUGACGGCGAGGAUCUCUUCAUUCCACCUCUCAAUUUUUCUAUGGUUGAUAACGGCAUUUUCCGUUCUGGUUUCCCUGAACCUUCCAACUUCUCUUUCCUUCAAACCCUUGGCCUUCGCUCCAUCAUAUAUUUGUGCCCUGAACCAUAUCCAGAAGCUAACAUGGAGUUUCUCAAGUCAAAUGGAAUCAAGCUUUUUCACUUUGGAAUUGAGGGUCAUAAGGAGCCUUUUGUAAACAUCCCGGACGACACUAUUCGGGAAGCCCUAAAAGUUCUUCUUGACGUAAAGAACCACCCGGUUAUAAUUCACUGCAAGCGAGGAAAGCACCGAACAGGUUGUUUAGUCGGAUGCUAUAGAAAGCUCCAAAAAUGGUGCUUGUCGUCUGUUUUCGACGAGUACCAACGGUUUGCAGCUGCGAAAGCUCGAGUUUCGGAUCAGAGGUUUGUAGAGUUGUUUGAUAUUUCAAGCUUGAAGCAUUUACCUAUACCAUUUUCAUAUUUGAAGAGGUAACAACAGUCACAAAAAAAAGUAAUAUGCUAAACUGGGUUUUUCCUUUCAUUAGCUAGUGAAAGUGAAUCUGAAGAAAAGCGUUUUGAAUAAUAAAAUAGAAAAAGGUGAUGAACUUGUUCAAUGCAUUGAAGCAACAAAGGAAUUCUUCUUCUUCUUCUUUUUCUUUUUCUUUUUCUUUUACUUCCAUUUUUUAGAAUAAGAUAAGAAAAAUCAUCAAGUAGUAUAUUAUAUAUAGUAUAUUAAGAUGUAUGUGUCUUUGUCUUUCUACUAUUUUGUUUUUGUGCUCCUUAUUCAUGAGCAAUGAGAAUGUAGAUUAGUCUUGAUUAUUUUCUUGAGGCUAAGAGAAAUUCAAGAAAGCUAUAAAAAGCAUUGUUUUGUCUA
Molecule: messenger RNA, 1457 nt
Organism: Lathyrus oleraceus (garden pea)
Lineage: Eukaryota; Viridiplantae; Streptophyta; Magnoliopsida; Fabales; Fabaceae
Product: probable tyrosine-protein phosphatase DSP4
Exons: 5
Coding region: 414-1076 (220 amino acids)
Biological process (GO): protein dephosphorylation
Cellular component (GO): cytoplasm
Molecular function (GO): phosphatase activity
Source: RefSeq, a predicted model, not a curated record